GACAAAAAACCCAUAAUCAUGACAACCGAAUUGUAUUUGUCAAAAUUCAAAAUUAGACGUUUCAUUUCCAAAAGUUUCUCGUGCUAUUAUGUAAUCAAAAUUCUAGUAUGAGUUUGUUUUUAAAAAACCUUCCGAAAUCAUUCUUUCGUGCAAUUGUUUCUUCACGACCGAUUUUUGACAAAGCAACUUCGCUUUUCCCAUCUAUUGCCCACCAAUCAGCCAAAUUACCGAUUCUGCAAAUUGGCAGAAGCCAUGCAAGGACUAUUUGCUUCAGUUCGAAUGAAGACAGGAGGAAGCAAUUCCUGAAAAAGUACAGCUUUGGGUACGAUCGACGAUACUCAAAAAAGGCGAAGAAAAGUCCCAAAACUUCGGCGAAAUCGUCAAAAACGAAACAGAAAAUUUCUUCCGGUUCUGUCGAAUGUUCUGUCGAAAAAGGGGAGAUUGAGUGUUCCAUCGAUUGCGGAAAGUUAUCAGGAGGUCGGAAAGAAGGUUCAAAAGCCAAAUCAAGUUGUUCCCUCAAAAAAGAUAAGCCACUCAAAAAAGAAGAAAUCCCGAUUUCGAAAAAACCUCCAAUCCCGAAGUAUAAAAAAGAAAUAAGCCAAUCAGAACGAUGCGACGUUAAGGCUUUGACUGGUACUUGGGUGAGCAAAAAAUGUAUCAAAUUUGACUUUUCCUGUGGUAAAAAAUGUGCCAAACGUGACCCUACCACAAAACCGGUCAAACUUGAAGAUGAAUAUAAGAAGAAACCUUCACUUUUCGAAAUGUGCAAAAAGGCUUCUUCGAAAGAACUCGCAAGGAAGGCAAGUCAAGAGAAGAAAGAAGCAAGUUGUAAGCCAAAAUGUGGUAGCAAAACUGAAAUGAAGAAAAAAGAAUCGACUUGUGGUAGCAAAACUGAAGUGAAGAAGAAAGAAUCGACUUGUGGUAGCAAAACUGAAGUAAAGAAGAAAGAAUCAAUUUGUGGUAGCAAAACUGAAGUAAAGAAGAAAGAAUCUACUUGCAGCCAAACAAAAACUGAGAAAAAAUCAAAACCGUGUUCGGCAAAAGAGAAGAAAGAAGAAAAAGUAGUGAAACCUUGUGGGGGCACUGGAGACGAAGAAAAAGUCGACCAAAGUCCUCUAAUGCAGUGUGUGGAACAAUGUUCAAAACGUGGGAAAAAGAAAUCAAAAGGAACACACGACCCUAAAUCUUCAUGUAAAAAGAAAAGCGGUAAAAAACCACAUUGCAAAACGGCAAAACAUAAAAAACCUUCCAAAGAAACCCAAAAAAAGAAAUCUUGUAAGCCGUGUACUAGUAAAAAAGAAGAAACCAAAAAAGGGGCUAAAUCUGAAAAACCUUGUUCCAGUCAAGAAAGCAAACCUAAAGACGUAAACUCUCACUGUCCUGAAGCUAAAACUGACGUUAAACCCGUAAAUACUUCACUUGUCAUGGAUACUUACGAUCAAGAGAAGAAAUCUUGUGAAGAAACUGAUCAAAAAAGUGCGGAAAUGAUUGAAAAAUUAAAGAAAGAGUUAGAAGAAUGCAGAAAAGCAAAACAAAGAGACAGACUUGAAAAGGCCAAAAAGUGUUUACCGGAAAUGAAGCUCGAUACAUCACUUCCGCCUGCAAAAGAACAGGAAAAAGAUGUUAUAUCAGGAAGCAAAAGCUUUAUUAAGAAUGUUUGCGAUGGUAUAUUUAGUAAAAAUGAGAAACCACCAAGUAAAAGCAAGUCGGCUCCUGUUGUCAAAAAAACGAAACCUGGGAAACCGGUUAAAAUAAUCAAGAGUGCUGGUUGUACAUUUGACUUGGACCCGAGUCACUGUAAGAAAAAGAAAGACGAAAAGAAGAAGGAAAAAACUGGUAAAGAAAAAUCAAAGAAAGAAUGCAAAGAAGAAUCUUCAAAAAAGAGACGAAAACAAGCAGCACCUUGUAAAUACGAAGAAUUAAAACUAAAAUCAAGUUGUGAGAAGAGCAAACCUGAAAAGAAGAAAUCAUCCUGUGGUUCUAAAGAGAAAUCGGCUGAAAAGAUAGAUCCGUGUGGAACACAACAAAAAGAGAAGAAAGCAGAAAAAGCAAGUUGUUCAAAAAAAGUUGAGAAGAUCUUGCCAUGUGACCAAAAAGAGAAGCAAGCAGAAAAACCAAGUUGUUCAAAAAAAGAGACCAAGAAAAUUUCGCCAUGUGACCAAAAUGAGAAGAAAGUAACACCUGAAUGCGAGAAAAAAUCAUCAACUUGUUCAAAAACUGAGAAAAAGAAGGAUUUUUCAUGUGGUUCAAAAAAAUCCGAGACCAAAACAUCAUGUUCCAAGCAACCUAAAAAAUCAGAAAGUGUUUGUUCUAAGAAAUCGGAUAAAAAAGCUUCUCUUGUAUCUUGUAAAAAAGGGAAGAAAUCAGAAUCUGACUGUAAGACAAAAGAAGAAGACGGGCCACCUGAUCAAAGUCCAAUUAUGCAAUGUAUAGCACUUUGCAGAAAAAAGAAGAAAGCUAACACUCCCCAACAAGGUAAAGGAAUACCUCCCCGAGAUAAAUCAGAUGCUCUAAAGAUCCCAAAGUCUUUAAAAAAUUAACUGUCUUUAAUGAAACACCUACAUGCAAAGAAGAAAAAGAAGAAAUUAAAAAUUUUGUUCCAUGCAAAUAUGAAGAUAUCAAGCCAGGAAUAAGAAAAGUAGAAGAUUGUGACUCUCAUGGCCAAAUUUACCAACAG
Tribolium madens (black flour beetle) is the source of this 2677-nucleotide messenger RNA. RefSeq names its product glutamic acid-rich protein-like. Lineage: Eukaryota; Metazoa; Arthropoda; Insecta; Coleoptera; Tenebrionidae. The record is from RefSeq and is a predicted model, not a curated record.